This is a messenger RNA of Lichtheimia ornata, 1140 nucleotides long. RefSeq lists its product as uncharacterized. Gene Ontology annotation, biological process: iron ion transmembrane transport. Bases 1 to 1140 code for a protein of 379 amino acids. Gene Ontology annotation, cellular component: plasma membrane; high-affinity iron permease complex. Gene Ontology annotation, molecular function: ferrous iron transmembrane transporter activity. The record is from RefSeq and is a predicted model, not a curated record. Lineage: Eukaryota; Fungi; Mucoromycota; Mucoromycetes; Mucorales; Lichtheimiaceae. The transcript is spliced from 2 exons.
AUGUCUCAAGAUCUCUUUUAUGUUCCUAUCUUCUUCAUCAUUUUUCGUGAAGUGACCGAAGCAGCUAUCAUUGUGUCUGUUCUAUUGUCAUUUUUGUCACGCAUCUUUGAUCCAUCGACUUUGGUGUACAAGCGCCUACGCAAACAAGUAUGGUGGGGUACAGCCAUAGGACUAGCCAUUUGCCUUUGUAUUGGUGGCGCAUUCAUUGCAGUGUUUUAUACAUUGCUAAACAACCUUUGGGGUGAGACCGAGUAUAUCUGGGAAGCUCUAUUUUGUAUCCUUGCUACAAUUUUGAUCACGAUGAUGGGUCUUGCCAUGUUAAAGACCGAGCAUAUGCAAGAAGAAUGGAAGGUCAAGUUAGCCAAAGUCAUUGAAUCCAAGCGAGAAGCCAACGAAGGCACAUCCACCAAACUUCAACGCUACUCGUUCUUUGUGCUACCCUUUAUUACAGUCCUUCGUGAAGGCUUGGAAGCUGUUGUUUUCAUUGGUGGUAUUUCAUUGAACGCACAAGCCAAGUCAAUCCCUAUCCCUGUGUUGAUGGGCUUCCUUUGUGGGUGUCUCGUGGGCUACAUUAUCUAUCGUGGUGGCAAUCUUGUACGCCUUCGUUGGUUCUUUAUUGUGUCGACCAUCAUCCUAUACCUGGUAGCUGCAGGACUCCUAUCUCGUGGUGUUGGUUUUAUCGAGCAAUAUGAGUGGAACAAAGUCAUUGGUGGUGAAGCUGCUGAGGAAGGCGGUGAUGUUAUUGGAUACAAAGUGACCACCGCUGUAUGGCACGUAUCUUGGGGUGAUCCAGAAAAGAACCUACCUUCCACUGGUGGAUAUCAAAUUUUCAAUUCCGUGCUUGGUUGGAACAAUACCGCCACCUAUGGCACCAUCAUCUCCUAUUGUCUCUAUUGGCUCGUUGUCAUUGGGUUCUUGGUAUACUUUUAUUACGAUGAAAAACGCUCUGCUAUAAGAAAAGCCGAAGCGGGUGAAUGGCAGGCAGGCGACUUGGCACUUGAAAACGCAAAGGGAUACAUUGACGAAGAAACAGGCGAAAUCAUCAAGAAGGAUAAAGGCGAAAAGCACGACAUUGAGCAUGUCGAAUCAAACGACACCUAUCACGUUGAGCGUGUAGUUCUUCCACCACCUACCCAAUAG